UUCCCAAGGUCACGUGCCGUGUCUAGUAUUUGCGUCAUGUAAAAAGCAUUGGUUAGAUAGGCGUUUGAUUAGAAGUUUCCAUUCUGUACCUAUUCUGUGAUACCGGAUACCGGAAGCCACACACUGGCGCUCGUCGUCAUUUGCCUUCACUGGGCCAACAUGUGGAUGCGGCAUAAGAUGUAAACAUAACCUUAGAAUUUUUGUGAGAAAUUUAGAAACCUCAAACAAAAGAAUGUUUUCUGAAGAGUUGAAAAACUCUAAAAUUUAUUAGUAUAUUUUGAUUUGCUAUCAGGAAUUUAAAUUUUCUUAAUCCAAAUCAUGAUGAGAAGGCUAUUAGCUAAAUUUAAUUCACUCUAUCAAGAAAAUCUUAUGGUAGUAAAAUGUUUGACCCGAGUUACUCCCAAGUUUAAAAUUAUUCAAUCUAGGAGAAAUGUUCACUUUAUUAUAUUACAUUCUUUAAAAAGUGUACCUUUGUUAACUAAUCAUAAGCCUGUCUAUUCAGUCGACAUUGCUCAACGGAAUUAUUCUACGAAGAAAAUUAAUCGUAACGCCAAUGAAGAAGAAAGCGAUAGUGAUGAAGAUGAUGAUCUAUUGGACAAGUUUGAUAAAACUUCGAAAGUGAUUAAAACAAGUGUCACUUCUAUGAGAUUGGAUGCGUUGAUUAAGAGUGGACUUGCACUUUCAAGAAACAAAAUCGACAAUUUGUUCUAUGAAGGUAGACUACGUCUGAACGGAUCUAAAAUCACAAAGAAAAGCCAGAGAUUGAAUGUUGGCGAUGAAGUGGACAUUAUCAAAGGACUGAACCCCAACAAUGACAACUUGUUGAAUAUCUCUCGCAUAGAAAUCCUGUCCGCUGCUGCGGAUGAAGAUGAAGAUGCUAUCAAUGUGAAAAUAAGAAGAAUCAAACAACUCAGUGUUGAGAACUAUGAGAAACACCCUUGGGUUGAAGUGACUCAAUAAGUAUCAAACAAAUAGUUUUCUUGUUCUAGUUUAAAUGUUCUGUACAUAACAAAGUAAAUUCAUUGGAUUGAAUAACAUAUUGUGAAUGACGCUGAAGGUUUUGCAUGCUAUUGUAUAUUUAUACUGUAUUUAGAUUUGCGUCAA
This is a messenger RNA of Nilaparvata lugens (brown planthopper), 1104 nucleotides long. Its product is annotated as mitochondrial transcription rescue factor 1. The transcript is spliced from 4 exons. The record is from RefSeq and is a predicted model, not a curated record. Bases 319 to 960 code for a protein of 213 amino acids. Lineage: Eukaryota; Metazoa; Arthropoda; Insecta; Hemiptera; Delphacidae. Gene Ontology annotation, molecular function: RNA binding.